Molecule: messenger RNA, 806 nt
Organism: Phaeodactylum tricornutum CCAP 1055/1
Lineage: Eukaryota; Bacillariophyta; Bacillariophyceae; Surirellales; Neidiaceae
Exons: 2
Coding region: 71-703 (210 amino acids)
Source: RefSeq, a predicted model, not a curated record
GCUAGUUUUCAAAGAAGCUGACUUUUUUCCGAGCUUAUCGUCUGAACCGUUCUUUCCGCCUUGUUUAACAAUGGAAGUUGCAUCACCCUUAGCCUUCGCUGCAGCAGCGUCAGGGCAAAAGCGGUCGUUGGCUUGCUCUCCGCAGAUAAUGAGCACCCCCAAUCACGGAAAUUACUCCGAAACGGAGCUUGCGGACGAUAGCGUGCAGCGAUCGACCAAGCGGCGUCGAUUUGGAGAGACGACCAUUGAAUCCCUUUCGAAUGCUUUCUCGUCCCACUCUCCUUUCUUUCAAACGAAUCAGCUGGGAACAAGUUGUGCAGCCCAAUCUCUCAAACGUCUACGGCCUGAUGGCAGCUCUUCCCCGCAUCAAGAUAUCUCCCGGGUAGUCGAAGAGCAAGCUUCUUUGAUCGAUUCCCUGAAGUCGGAUAAAUCCAACCUUGAGGCCGCCCUGUCUUCAUUGACGGCAGAUCAUGGUCGGGUUGCUAAAGAGAACCAGCUUUUGCGUAAAGCUGUGAAUAUUCAACAAGAUCGGCAUACUCAAGCCGUUUUAGAGGUGAAGGAGGCUCGCAAAAAUCGCGAAGAGGCGGAGGAACGAAUUCGGAAGUUGGAGCAGAUGAUUUUGUCUCUGCGCUACCAUCUGCAGGCUCAGCAGACCACUAUUGGGAACGACUUUAUGGGGAUGCGACCACCGGAUGUCUUCUAGCUCGGGUGCUCUCUACUGAGUCUCUCACGAUCAACAUUUCAGCUUUGUCGAUAGUUGCUUCGAAAAAUAAUAUAUCUUUAUAUAGUAAAUUUCUUAGAUUUUU